Molecule: messenger RNA, 1502 nt
Organism: Closterium sp. NIES-67
Lineage: Eukaryota; Viridiplantae; Streptophyta; Zygnematophyceae; Desmidiales; Closteriaceae
Source: the annotation of a GenBank genome assembly
UCCGCAGCUGGCGGCCAGUCAAUCUCACCCAUUCGCCUCGCCACGUCAUCAGCAGGUCGAAAAGCCGAGCCCAAACCAGCUGGGAUUUCCCAGGACGCGCCUCGAUGCUCGAAUGAUAAAUACAAACCGAAUUUCGAUGCUGCAUGCGCAAUGUGCGACUCGAUUUCGAGAGGCGGCCUCACGGGGAUCGCCAGCUUGGAAUCGAGAAUUCGAGAGGCGAGUGAGGGAUGAGGGGUGCGCACUGCUCGCCUGCGCACUGCUCGCCUGCGCACUGCUCCUUCCGCUCGUCAGCACGGCGAUCAAUUGCGCCGGGCUCCACUCUACGCCGGGCUCCGCUCGCCUCAGCAGGGGCAGCAGCAGCAUCAGCGGCAGGCACCGCGGCACUACUGCCUCCCCAAGCUUUGAGACGGCUGAACAGGACGCGCAUUGGUCCCUGUGUUGGUCCCUGUUCAACGCAGGACGCGCAUUGGUUCCCGUAGACAGUCCACCACAGUCCUCUCUGAAGCUAUAACUUUCGUCCAUCGACUUUUGAGUCGACUCAACAGUCCACCGCAGUCCUCUCUGGAGCUAUAACUUUCAUCCGUCGUCGCAGUGGUUCCCAUUUCCGCUCUGCUCUUGUGCUUCCUAGGCCGUUUACUCCCCUCUGUUUAUGGCCAGCUUCGGGAAUCUCUAGUAACUGGGUGGUAACCACCAAUUGGCAGCUCCAUAGACAUAUAGGCUUGUUACGCAUCACUUUAUUGCUGCUUUGAGGAUCGGCCGUGACCGGUUCUGUGCGGUGUCGUGCGGUGACCUUCGGUAGGCGAGUGAGCAGCGUCAAAUUGGAACCAUGUUGCCUGGAGCAGCAGGCGGCGGAGGGGGAGCAGGAGGGAGAGGAGGGGGGGGAGGAGGGGGGAAGGAUGGGGGCGGCAAGCGCAAGAUGUUUGCUAAGAGCAAGCGCUCGUUCCACCACUGGGUCAGCCCGCUGCUGCGAUUCCUGCAGCUCUUUGCAACAGUGUGCGCACUGGCAGUGAUGCUGACAGCCAAGGUCGCCGGCAUAAGCUACUCGUCCUUCCACGCCUUUCGGUACCUCAUAGCAGCCAGCGUCAUAGCCGGCUUCUGGGCGCUGCUGCUGCUGCUGAUCGAUCUCGGGCUGCUUGCUGCUGGGAGGACGUCCCACUCCGCCAUCCUCAAGAUUCUCAGGAUCAUCGGGGACUUCAUCGCUGCUGCUCUGCUGCUUUCUGCAGGUGCAGCAGCAGCAGGGGUCACAACCUUCAAUGACCAGGGUGGUUUCCCCUAUCAGCAAACAAUUUGCGAGGGAAAUACCCCCUGGAAUUUCUUUUGCGGGAGGUCCAAGGCGGCCACUGCCAUGUCGCAUAUUGGCUUCUUUUUCUGCCUGCCAUCCAUAAUCCUCGAUAUUGGGUCACUCGCUAUAGAGUACUACGAGGCCAUAUGAUAUGGAAGACUGACAGUGUACACGGAGUGGGGAAAGUGGCUCUGUGUGAGCCCCUUGUGGAUUGAUGUAC